Messenger RNA from Cuscuta epithymum, 1638 nucleotides. NCBI's taxonomy places the organism in Eukaryota, Viridiplantae, Streptophyta, Magnoliopsida, Solanales, Convolvulaceae. The record is from the annotation of a GenBank genome assembly.
AUAUAUGAUGGAGGUUAUCAUCUGUUUGGUGUGGCCACCUUAAAACAUUCAUUGCAAUCAAAAUAGAGAAUUAGGUUGUCUGACAGGGUCCAAGAAUCAAACAUUAUUAUCAAGAUUCUUGGACCUUUUCUUAUUUUUCUUUCAAUAGCAUGCAACCUCGAUUUGUUUCAACCUUUAUAAGGUUAUUGUAUUAUCAGUUCCACAAUCCACCAGCCCACCAGCUGUUAAUCAUCAUCCUGCAAUGGGGAUAAGGCUUGCAAAACAAGGGCCAAAGAAGAGCAGCUACUUCCACCAGCAACAAAAUCUGCUUCUCAAUUACCUCUUCCGAAAUUGUUACAUACGUAACUUGGUCUCGAAGAAGAGAAGGCGGUUGCUCGUCGGAGGCUAUGAUCUAGACAUGACUUAUAUAACCGACAGAGUUCUGGCAAUGUCGUUUCCUGCAGAACACGUGCGGGCUAUGUAUAGGAAUCCUUUAUGGCAGGUUAAAUCGGUUCUCGAUAUGAGGCAUUAUGGACAUUAUAAGGUCUAUAACUUGUGUAUAGAACAAAGUUAUGAUUCAGCACAUUUUUAUGGUCGCGUUCAGAGGUAUCCAAUUGAUGACAACCAUGUCCCAACUCUCCAAAUGAUCAAGGAUUUUUGCGAAGAUGUGCAUUCAUGGCUGUCAAGUGACCCAAAGAACAUUGCUGUCAUACACUGCAUGGCAGGUAAAGGUCGAACAGGCAUGAUGGUAUGUGCAUACCUGGUUUACACAGGCAUGUCAGCAGAGGAAGCUCUUCAAGUGUAUGCCGAGAAGCGUACCACUAACAAUGAAGGAGUUUCAAUACCAAGCCAGCGACGUUAUGUUGGUUAUUGGGAGAAGGUUCUUUCCUCCUCUAAGAGAGUUGGUUGUGCCCUUAGGUGUGUGGAACUGGGUAAACCGUAUGCUCGAGAGCUUAGGAGCAUUCGGUUAUAUGAUACAGUAGAUGUUGAUUCAAUCUUUUUUGUUGUCUCCGAGUUGCAAAAUAUUCCAGGAGAGAGAUAUGCCCCGCCUGUGGAAAUCUCAAAGAGUUGUUGCAGACGAAACAAGUGUGGCCUUCAAAGAGCCAAUAGCCCUAGGUAUUAUUAUUCGUACCUCGAGGAAGAGGAUCAACCACCAGAAGAGAAGGAGCCGCGAUUGGUGAUCCAAAUGGACACAGAAAGUUCCAUUCUCUACCACAAGACCUGCCUUGACUACUACUACGAAAAUCCUUUGCAAGUGGCAGGAGAUGUACGUAUAAUAUUCUACGAGAAGCUCAUCGGAGGGCGUCUCUUUUAUGCCUGCUUCAACACUUCUUUUAUUAAGAGCGGCCUGUUACAGCUUUCUCUGCGAGAAAUGGACAAAGUUGGAAACAAGGGUAGGUCGAUAUGUGGCCCGACAUUCUGUGUGGAGUUGAUCUUCGGUCCGGCAAAUCCAAGCACCUUACUCACACCUCAGUCAUCAGAAGUUGAAAGAAGGAUUGAACAUCACACUUUGUUCAUGUAGAGUAUUGUGUGGCAUAUGGGGCCUGCAUUUUUGUAUAAAGGCUACAUGAUUUAAGAGCCAAAUGCUCUCCACUUUACUUCCUCUAUCCCAAAAAUUUACUUGGCAUGCUUAAAAAUGAAAUUGUAUGGUUGUGAUUG